AUGUCAGAAUUAACUUAUCUAAACGAGGCCUCCGUUCUUCACAAUCUCAAGGAGCGUUAUUUUAGUUCUCUUAUUUAUACAUAUUCGGGUCUUUUCUGCGUGGUGAUCAAUCCAUACAAGCGACUGCCAAUAUAUUCGGAGAGUUUGAUUGAGGAGUUUAAAGGCAAAAAGAGGCACGAAAUGCCACCGCACAUCUUCGCAAUAGCUGAUUCAGCUUACCGCUCCAUGUUACAAGAUCGCGAAGACCAAUCUAUUCUUUGCACUGGAGAAUCUGGAGCUGGCAAAACAGAAAACACCAAGAAAGUCAUUCAGUACUUGGCCCAUGUUGCUGGCGCAACUCGAUCUAAAGGACCACAAGCACCUUCAACAUCACCAGCAAAAGGUGAAUUGGAACAUCAGCUGCUGCAAGCAAAUCCUAUUCUGGAAGCAUUUGGUAAUAGUAAAACCGUGAAGAAUGACAACUCAUCCCGUUUCGUGAGUUAUUCAUGCACUGUACUUCGUGUUGUGUCAGCUACAAUACUUAUGGGUAAUUUCGAAUUUACGCAAGAAAAGAAAUCCGACCAGGCUAUUCUCCCCGAUGAUAGAGGUGAAUGCUUCAAGAAAUUACAUGGAGUUCUAAAGUUAAUGGGCUAUGUUUUAGUUAUCCAGAAAGUAUGCCAUCUGCUUGGCCUUCCAAUAUUCGAGCUGAACUCGUUCGAGCAACUUUGCAUCAACUACACAAAUGAGAAACUUCAACAGUUGUUCAAUAAUACAAUGUUUAUCAUGGAGCAAGAGGAGUAUCAAAGAGAAGGUUUGUGAAU
This is a messenger RNA of Strongylus vulgaris, 800 nucleotides long. NCBI's taxonomy places the organism in Eukaryota, Metazoa, Nematoda, Chromadorea, Rhabditida, Strongylidae. The record is from the annotation of a GenBank genome assembly.